Molecule: messenger RNA, 4745 nt
Organism: Tribolium castaneum (red flour beetle)
Lineage: Eukaryota; Metazoa; Arthropoda; Insecta; Coleoptera; Tenebrionidae
Gene: Cdk5alpha
Product: Cdk5 activator-like protein
Exons: 2
Coding region: 82-1194 (370 amino acids)
Biological process (GO): axon guidance
Cellular component (GO): cytoplasm; growth cone; protein kinase 5 complex
Molecular function (GO): cyclin-dependent protein serine/threonine kinase activator activity; protein kinase binding
Source: RefSeq, a predicted model, not a curated record
CGCCGCCACCGAGAUCGACCCCUGGGCCAUCAUUGCAGUCCGGGCUGCCUCCAGCAGUGCAAAUAUGUGCUAAGCCUGAAAAUGGGCACGGUGUUGAGUUUCUCGCCUCGCGAACGCCGCCCAGUGUACACCACCAGCUCCACGGGCGACUUCACCCUCAACAACUUCUCCUACGAGCAGCUGAACAACGCCAAGAACCGCGAGAACAAGAACACCACCAACUCCAACAACAACCUCAACAUCAACAACAACGACAAUGCCAGAAUCAUCUCCGAGAAGAACGCGCUCGAGAAGAACCUCAAGAAGCACUCCCUCUUCAUCAACGCGCUGUCCUGGAAGCGCUUCUCCACCGCCAACAACAACAAGAAGAAGCUGGACAACAAGAACAAGAACGUCACCGCGUUCCGCCAGCCGCUAGUCGACAACAUCCACACAGUCAUCGACAAAAACAAGAACAUACAAAAGCAAGGCUCCUACUAUUCCAACUCCAAGAGCACCUCGGCUCUCGCCUUGGACAUCGUCCGAGUGAAUAACGCGAAUAACAAUGCAAACCACCACGCGAACUGCGACAAGUUGACCAACAAAUCGUUACUGCUUAGAGAGAAUUCGGUGAAUAAUCAGAACCAAGUGGUUCCCGUCGCCGCCCCCAAGAAGACUGUCAUCCAAGCUUCCACUUCCGAACUGUUGAAAUGUUUAGGGAUGUAUCUGCAUACGAAAUGCUAUAAAUUGAGGGAUUUCCAGGCGGGAGAUGCCGUCAUGUGGCUCAGGACGGUCGACAGGAGUCUGCUCUUACAGGGAUGGCAGGACGUGGCCUUCAUCAACCCUGCCAACGUGGUGUUCGUGUACAUGCUGGUGCGCGACCUCGUCGAGGAGGAGAUCGACUGCGAGCAGGACCUGCAGGCCGUCGUGCUGACCUGCCUCUACCUCUCCUACUCGUACAUGGGCAACGAGAUCUCGUACCCGCUGAAGCCGUUCCUGGUGGAGGACUCCAAGGAGAGGUUCUGGGACCGCUGUUUAGACAUAGUGAAUAGACUGUCGGCGAACAUGCUGCGGAUCAACGCAGAGCCGGGCUACUUCACCGAGAUCUUCACCGAGCUGAAGGCCUGCGGGGUCGGCAGCGGGAAUAACAUGGCGACGAUGGCCUGCCAGACGGUGCCGGUGGUCCCCUGCAGUGCCGGCACCAUGGCGGCUUGACGCAAAGAGGUCACGGUAGUUAAAUUGACUCUGGCUGAGAUGCCCACCGUUCCAUGUGAAGUUUAACCAUCACCGACACUCUUCUUGUGAUGGCGAGCCAGUAGUACUUUGUAUGACGGAAAAUGUGUUCAUGUUUAUAUUUUCGGGGGAGAGGCGGGUAGGGUGGAAAAGCAGGAGCGCUCAAUUCAGUCAAUUGAGGCCAAGGAACCGUUUUCAUUUGCUUUCACCAGAACAAAAAACAGUGGCUGAUCACUGAUUUUUUAGUUAAGGGAUAAUUACAAAUGAACUCGUUUAAGACCAAGGUGGGAAAACCUAUUUCAGAUCUGACUGCGUUUUUCUUCAGCGGUUCUGUAAGGGACCAGAGAAAUUUUUUGAACUAAAUCGUUCAUCCAAAGAGAGGUUUUUUGAAUUUCAAUUUUUUACAAAACAGCAUUAGGGCCGAUUUUGUAAGUAUAAAUAACUUAAUGAAGAAACUGAAACGUUCGGUAAUUUAUUGCAUUUUAUAAAAAAAAUUGCAUCGGCUUAUUAACUAACGGACCAUUAGAUAAUAAAAUUAUGUUUUUUUGAUACCACCUCACUUUCUGUCAAACGCUGUUAUCUUUGUCAAGGUGUGUGUGUAAAAUUGUAUUUAAAAAGAUUAGUGUAUUGAUAACGAAGGGCAACAGAAAAGCAGAAAAAGAAUUCGUGAAAGUAAUUUUUUUAAAAAGAAAGAACUUUUGUUGCUUGAAGAAAUAUCUUAUCGAGUGUAAGAUGAUUAGAUGACUGAUGAUGAAAUUAUUUCAUUUGAAAAGGUACAACAGGGUAAAAUUCAAUAUACAGGAUACGGAGAACUAUACGUUAGGAGACGAAACGAAAUACGAAAUCGCGGGGUUUUCUGAACCCAAAAAUAGUACGGCAGAGUAAAAACAAUUCAAUAAUUACUUGGACAAAAUGCAGAAACGUCUUUUAACAGACUGAAAAAACUGACGACUAAAAGUUUCAUGAGAAACAUGAGAAAAAUAUUACUUAAAAAAAUUUCGUCCCGUAUUUUUCAAAACGCUGCGCAUACGGUUAAACAUACAAGAAAAAUGUUAAGAAGACAGUUGUAGAGAAUUAAAUUUCCUUUAAAAAAGUCAGCGAGACCAUAUUCGUAUUUUCAACCAUUUGGGCCCCAAAGUCGUUUAAAGGCGCUCAAGCGUCAUUUUACCGGUGGUUGAGUAACGAAAAGCUAAUUUAUACCUAAACCGUUGAAGAUAGAAAUAUAGUGUCGCGGACUUUUUUAUAGGAAAUUUAAUUCUCUACAACUUUUUUCCUUACACUUUUUUUCUAUCUUCAACCGUAUUCCCAGCGUUUUGGUAAAUAUGCGACGGUGCGCAAAAAUUAUCAAUUUGCGCUCCACUUUAUAUUUCUGCGAACGCUGCGAAUACGGUUAAAGAUACAAAAAAAGUGUAAGGAAGAAAGUUGUAGAGAAUUAAAUUUCCUUUAAAAAAGUCUGCAAGGCCAGAUUCUUAUCUUAACCAUUUGGGCCCCAAAGUCGUUUAAAGAAGCGCAAGCGUCAUUUUACCGGUGGUCGAGUAACGAAAAGCUAAUUUAUACCUAAACCGUUGAAGAUAGAAAUAUGGUAUCGCGGACUUUUUUAUAGGAAAUUUAAUUCUUUACAAUUUUGUUUCUUACACUUUUUUUCUAUCUUCAACCGUAUUCCCAGCGUUUUGGUAAAUAUGCGACGGUGCGCAAAAAAUUAUCAAUUUGCGCUCCACUUUAUAUUUCUGCGAACGCUGAGAAUACGGUUAAAGAUACAAAAAAAGUGUAAGGAAGAAAGUUGUAGAGAAUUAAAUUUUCUCCAAAAAAGUUUGCGACACCAUUUUUGUAUCUUUAACGGUUUAAGUACAAAUUGACUUUCCAAUACCAACAUUUUUUUUAAAUUCAUUCCUUUAUAAACUCGGACGGUAAUAGCGCUCUCUGACGACAUUAACGGAACUAUCGAGGACGGGAACGUUUUAUUUACACGUCCUUUCAUAUCCUAACCUUUAGGUAUCCGUAAAUACAAAUACAUUUUUCAGAAUGAGAAUUUACAAAAAUUACUGACCCCAUUUAUUUUAAUAAAUUCAUAACAGAGAAAUUUGGAGCAAAUGCGACAAUUUAAAAAACAAAGCCAGAAAAAUAUCAACGGAAUACUGCAAAUGCAGCUACUUAAAAAAAAAAACAGAAAAAAUGGAGAUUAUAGAGGCAAAACUAAAAAAAUUAAGCUGAAGCAAAGUGUGAUCUCAUAGAAAAAAACGCGGGAUAUUGAGAACAUAAAAAAUUAAGCUUCUUGAAUUGAAAAUAAAAAUUAAAAGUAGCAAAGUAAUUGAAAAUUGUCAAACAUUAGCAUUGGCGUUUUCUUCAAAAAAAUCAUCGUUCUCUAAAUUAUUAUCCUUUUCAUUAACUUUAUAGUUUAUGUUUUCUUGCACGUUCAUGUUGAUUUGACAAUUUUUGAGAAAAUUAAUUAAACUCAAAUAAAGCCAAAAAUUUGUUUAUGAAAUCGGCCCUUAGGCUGAGACAUCGCCAAGAGUUCGAGGCAGUAGAAGCACAAUCGUGUCUAUGUAGUAGGUUUUGGAGCUUUGAAAACUUGAGAGACUUGCUGAGCUUUAGAUUUGAACUAAAAUUUUGUUUUUCUGUGGAAGAGCUCAACAGCCUGGUGAUUGUAACAUUGUGCCCUUCUGUUUUUCCACGCGCCAAUUGAUUUCACGAGGUUAGUCUAAGAGAGUUAGUUUAAUCUGAGUUUGCGUGUCGAUGAGAAUGUAAAUUUAUGUGUUUCAUGCGUCCAUUUCAUGUUUGGUUCUAGUAUCGAUCACCAAAGUUGCGUUUUGUAAAUAAUUGUUGUUGUGGAAAGUCACUUUUACUUGAUUGGUUGACCCUUUCGUGCACGCCAUUCGGUUAAUUGGAGCUUUUUCGUCCCGGGAUCGACUUUUGUACAGCCUUUGGGGUCCAGUAUUUCCCCGAACUUAUGAUUUCUUACUGUUAAAUAGGUAUAAACCGGUCGGGAGCGUGCAAUGUGUAAAAUAGACUCACUGAAGGUGAAUUCCUUUGAAAUUUGCCAUAAUCUAGUAAAUAAGUCUUAGAGAAAUCGAAACGUAUCUUAACCGUUGUUGUUACAAUGUAACAAUUGUAGAGAUUUCAAGAGGUGCGUUCGGGUAUACCGCAAUUUAUUAAUAUCCGAUGAUAAACGUAAUUUACAAAUUUUUCUUACAUGAAACUUAGGGAGAAUGUUACGUUGGGCCGCGCGUUAUUCAGUUGUUACAUGAAGCAAUGUUUUCGGUUCUUGCUUGUAUUUGUUGGAAAAUCGAUGUUAAUUUGUAUUUUUGAAAACUAUUUUUCUAAUGGUCUUUCGCGAUACACCUGCGGCCGUUCAAGCGGCGACGACACGUGAUAUUUUACGAGAAAUUUCUGAAAUUUGUUCGAUAAGACUCGACUAAGAUAUUAAUGAAAUUUGUUUUUGUAUGGAAAUUCAUUAGGUAUGAUGUGAGUGAUGAUUCUAUUGUCAAGUGACGUUGAGGGGUUAUCGUUGGAUAAAUAAAUGUAGGAAAUAUUCA